This is a messenger RNA of Homo sapiens (human), 8016 nucleotides long. RefSeq names its product mucin 6, oligomeric mucus/gel-forming (gene/pseudogene) (gene MUC6). NCBI's taxonomy places the organism in Eukaryota, Metazoa, Chordata, Mammalia, Primates, Hominidae. The record is from RefSeq and is marked reviewed. Gene Ontology annotation, cellular component: Golgi lumen; extracellular region.
AGCCGCAUGGAUGGCAGCAGCAGGCCUGCCGGGCCCAGCGCGAGCUCCUCUCCACUGUGCACCAUGGUCCAGCGGUGGCUGCUGCUGUCCUGCUGCGGAGCCCUGCUCAGCGCUGGUCUGGCUAACACCUCCUACACCAGCCCAGGCCUCCAGAGGCUGAAGGACUCUCCACAGACAGCCCCGGACAAAGGCCAGUGCUCCACGUGGGGGGCUGGUCACUUCUCCACCUUCGACCACCACGUGUACGACUUCUCGGGGACGUGCAACUACAUCUUCGCGGCCACCUGCAAGGACGCCUUCCCCACCUUCAGUGUCCAGCUGCGGCGAGGCCCAGACGGGAGCAUCUCGCGGAUCAUCGUGGAGCUGGGGGCCUCCGUCGUCACUGUGAGCGAAGCCAUCAUCUCAGUCAAGGACAUCGGGGUCAUCAGCCUGCCCUAUACCAGCAAUGGACUCCAGAUCACACCCUUCGGCCAGAGCGUGCGGCUGGUGGCCAAGCAGCUGGAGCUGGAGCUGGAAGUCGUGUGGGGUCCUGACAGCCACCUCAUGGUUCUGGUGGAGCGGAAGUACAUGGGUCAGAUGUGCGGGCUCUGCGGGAACUUUGACGGGAAGGUGACCAACGAGUUUGUCAGUGAGGAGGGCAAGUUCCUGGAACCCCACAAGUUUGCUGCCCUCCAGAAGCUGGACGACCCCGGCGAGAUCUGCACCUUCCAGGACAUCCCCAGCACCCACGUCCGGCAGGCCCAGCACGCCCGGAUCUGCACCCAGCUGCUGACCCUGGUGGCCCCUGAGUGCAGCGUGUCCAAGGAGCCCUUCGUGCUAAGCUGCCAGGCGGACGUGGCCGCAGCCCCCCAGCCAGGCCCACAGAACAGCAGUUGUGCCACCCUGUCGGAGUACUCCCGCCAGUGCAGCAUGGUGGGCCAGCCGGUCCGCCGCUGGCGGAGCCCCGGCCUGUGCUCCGUGGGUCAGUGCCCGGCCAACCAGGUGUACCAGGAGUGCGGCUCGGCCUGCGUGAAGACCUGCUCCAACCCGCAGCACAGCUGCUCCAGCUCCUGCACCUUCGGGUGCUUCUGCCCGGAAGGUACGGUCCUGAAUGACCUCUCCAAUAACCACACCUGCGUGCCCGUCACCCAGUGCCCCUGUGUGCUCCACGGCGCCAUGUAUGCCCCCGGGGAGGUCACAAUAGCUGCCUGCCAAACCUGCCGGUGCACCCUGGGCCGCUGGGUGUGCACGGAGCGGCCGUGCCCCGGACACUGCUCCCUGGAAGGUGGCUCCUUUGUUACCACAUUUGACGCCAGGCCCUACCGCUUCCACGGCACCUGCACCUACAUCCUCCUCCAGAGCCCCCAGCUUCCCGAGGACGGUGCCCUCAUGGCUGUGUACGACAAGUCCGGCGUCUCACACUCCGAGACCUCCCUGGUGGCUGUGGUCUACCUCUCCAGGCAGGACAAAAUUGUGAUCUCUCAGGACGAGGUGGUCACCAACAACGGAGAAGCCAAGUGGCUGCCAUACAAGACUCGCAACAUCACGGUCUUCAGGCAGACGUCCACCCACCUCCAGAUGGCCACCAGCUUCGGGCUGGAGCUCGUGGUCCAGCUGCGCCCCAUCUUCCAGGCCUAUGUCACUGUUGGGCCCCAGUUCAGAGGUCAGACCAGAGGGCUCUGCGGCAACUUCAACGGGGACACAACGGAUGACUUCACCACUAGCAUGGGUAUCGCCGAGGGCACCGCCUCGCUGUUUGUGGACUCCUGGCGGGCGGGGAACUGUCCGGCCGCUCUGGAGCGUGAGACUGACCCCUGCUCCAUGAGCCAGCUCAACAAGGUGUGUGCAGAGACCCACUGCUCCAUGCUGCUGAGGACAGGCACGGUGUUCGAGAGGUGCCACGCCACAGUGAACCCUGCACCCUUCUACAAGAGGUGCAUGUACCAGGCCUGCAACUACGAGGAGACCUUUCCCCACAUCUGUGCCGCCCUGGGCGACUACGUACACGCCUGCUCCUUGCGGGGCGUCCUGCUCUGGGGCUGGAGAAGCAGUGUGGACAACUGCACCAUCCCCUGCACGGGUAACACCACCUUCAGCUACAACAGCCAAGCCUGUGAGCGCACCUGCCUGUCGCUGUCGGACCGUGCCACCGAGUGCCACCACAGCGCCGUGCCCGUGGACGGUUGCAACUGCCCCGAUGGCACCUACCUGAACCAAAAGGGCGAGUGUGUGCGCAAGGCCCAGUGCCCGUGCAUACUGGAGGGUUACAAGUUCAUCCUGGCCGAGCAGUCCACUGUCAUCAACGGCAUCACCUGCCACUGCAUCAACGGGCGGCUGAGUUGCCCGCAGCGGCCACAGAUGUUCCUGGCCUCCUGCCAGGCCCCUAAGACCUUCAAGUCCUGCAGCCAGUCCUCCGAGAACAAGUUUGGGGCAGCCUGUGCCCCCACAUGCCAGAUGCUGGCCACCGGUGUUGCCUGCGUGCCCACCAAGUGUGAGCCUGGCUGUGUCUGCGCCGAGGGCCUCUACGAGAAUGCCGACGGGCAGUGUGUGCCCCCCGAGGAGUGCCCAUGUGAGUUCUCGGGGGUCUCCUACCCUGGAGGAGCUGAGCUCCACACUGACUGCAGGACCUGCUCCUGCUCAAGGGGGAGGUGGGCCUGUCAGCAGGGCACCCACUGCCCAUCCACCUGCACCCUCUACGGGGAGGGCCACGUCAUCACCUUCGACGGCCAGCGCUUCGUAUUCGACGGCAACUGCGAGUACAUCCUGGCCACGGACGUCUGUGGUGUCAACGACUCACAGCCCACCUUCAAGAUCCUGACAGAGAACGUCAUCUGUGGGAACUCCGGGGUCACAUGCUCACGGGCCAUCAAGAUCUUCCUGGGGGGCCUGUCCGUGGUGCUGGCGGACAGAAACUACACGGUCACCGGGGAGGAGCCCCACGUGCAGCUCGGGGUGACGCCGGGUGCGCUGAGCCUUGUCGUGGACAUCAGCAUCCCCGGGAGGUACAACCUGACGCUCAUCUGGAACAGGCACAUGACCAUCCUCAUCAGGAUCGCCCGUGCCUCCCAGGAUCCCCUCUGCGGCUUGUGUGGCAACUUCAACGGGAACAUGAAGGACGACUUCGAGACGCGCAGCAGGUACGUGGCAUCCAGCGAGCUGGAGUUGGUGAACUCGUGGAAGGAGAGCCCGCUGUGCGGGGACGUGAGCUUCGUGACAGACCCCUGCAGUCUCAAUGCCUUCCGGCGCUCCUGGGCCGAGCGCAAGUGCAGCGUCAUCAACAGCCAGACCUUUGCCACCUGCCACAGCAAGGUAUACCACCUGCCCUACUACGAGGCCUGCGUGCGCGACGCAUGUGGGUGUGACAGUGGCGGGGACUGUGAGUGUCUGUGCGAUGCCGUGGCUGCCUACGCCCAAGCCUGUCUGGACAAGGGUGUGUGCGUGGACUGGAGGACCCCGGCCUUCUGCCCCAUCUACUGCGGCUUCUACAACACGCACACGCAGGACGGCCAUGGCGAGUACCAGUACACACAGGAGGCCAACUGCACGUGGCACUACCAGCCCUGCCUCUGCCCCAGCCAGCCACAGAGCGUCCCAGGCAGCAACAUCGAAGGCUGCUACAACUGCUCCCAGGAUGAGUACUUCGACCACGAGGAGGGGGUGUGCGUGCCCUGCAUGCCGCCCACCACGCCGCAGCCACCCACCACGCCGCAGCUGCCCACCACAGGCUCACGGCCCACGCAAGUCUGGCCCAUGACGGGAACCUCCACCACCAUCGGGCUUCUCAGCUCCACCGGACCCUCACCCAGCUCUAAUCACACCCCUGCCAGCCCCACCCAGACACCCCUCCUUCCAGCCACGCUCACAUCCUCCAAGCCCACAGCCUCCUCGGGAGAACCACCUAGACCAACCACGGCCGUCACCCCACAAGCCACAUCAGGGCUGCCUCCCACAGCCACACUGAGAUCGACAGCCACAAAACCCACAGUGACCCAGGCCACAACCAGGGCCACGGCAUCGACCGCCAGCCCAGCCACGACGUCCACAGCUCAGUCCACAACACGGACCACAAUGACACUACCAACCCCAGCCACAUCAGGGACAAGCCCCACGCUGCCAAAAUCGACCAAUCAGGAACUGCCAGGAACAACGGCCACCCAGACGACAGGCCCACGUCCAACCCCAGCAAGCACCACAGGCCCAACCACCCCACAGCCAGGACAACCCACGAGGCCCACAGCCACAGAGACCACUCAAACAAGAACGACUACUGAAUACACAACGCCCCAAACCCCACACACCACACACUCCCCGCCUACGGCGGGGAGUCCCGUCCCUUCCACAGGUCCUGUCACUGCAACAUCUUUCCAUGCCACCACUACCUAUCCAACCCCAUCACACCCUGAGACCACACUUCCCACUCACGUUCCACCUUUCUCCACCUCCUUGGUGACUCCAAGUACUCACACAGUCAUCACCCCUACCCACGCACAGAUGGCCACAUCUGCCUCCAUCCACUCAGCGCCAACAGGUACCAUUCCUCCACCAACAACGCUCAAGGCCACAGGGUCCACCCACACAGCCCCACCAAUAACGCCGACCACCAGUGGGACCAGCCAAGCCCACAGCUCAUUCAGCACAAACAAAACACCUACCUCGCUACAUUCACACACUUCCUCCACACACCAUCCUGAAGUCACCCCAACUUCUACUACCACGAUUACUCCCAACCCCACUAGUACACGCACCAGAACCCCUGUGGCCCACACCAACUCAGCCACCAGCAGCAGGCCACCACCACCCUUCACCACACACUCCCCACCUACAGGGAGCAGUCCCUUCUCUUCCACAGGUCCCAUGACGGCAACAUCCUUCAAGACCACCACUACCUAUCCAACCCCAUCACACCCUCAGACCACACUUCCCACUCACGUUCCACCUUUCUCCACCUCUUUGGUGACUCCAAGUACUCACACAGUCAUCACCCCUACCCAUGCACAGAUGGCCACUUCUGCCUCCAUCCACUCAAUGCCAACAGGCACGAUUCCUCCACCGACAACGCUCAAGGCCACAGGGUCCACCCACACAGCGCCAACAAUGACGCUGACCACCAGCGGGACCAGCCAAGCCCUGAGCUCAUUAAACACAGCCAAAACCUCUACAUCCCUACAUUCACACACUUCCUCCACACACCAUGCUGAAGCCACCUCAACUUCUACCACCAACAUCACCCCCAACCCCACCAGUACAGGAACCCCACCAAUGACAGUGACCACCAGUGGGACCAGCCAAUCCCGAAGCUCAUUUAGCACGGCCAAAACCUCUACAUCCCUACAUUCACACACUUCCUCCACACACCAUCCUGAAGUCACCUCAACUUCUACCACCAGCAUCACCCCCAACCACACCAGUACAGGCACCAGAACCCCUGUGGCCCACACCACGUCGGCCACCAGCAGCAGGCUACCCACACCCUUCACCACACACUCCCCACCUACAGGGACCACUCCCAUCUCUUCCACAGGUCCUGUCACUGCAACAUCCUUCCAGACCACCACUACCUAUCCAACCCCAUCACACCCUCACACCACACUUCCCACUCACGUUCCAUCUUUCUCCACCUCCUUGGUGACUCCAAGUACUCACACGGUCAUCAUCCCUACCCACACACAGAUGGCCACUUCUGCCUCCAUCCACUCAAUGCCAACAGGCACCAUUCCUCCACCGACCACGAUCAAGGCCACAGGGUCCACCCACACAGCCCCACCAAUGACACCGACCACCAGUGGGACCAGCCAAUCCCCAAGCUCAUUUAGCACGGCCAAAACUUCUACAUCCCUACCUUACCACACUUCCUCAACACACCAUCCUGAAGUCACCCCAACUUCUACCACCAACAUCACCCCCAAACACACCAGUACAGGCACCAGAACCCCUGUGGCCCACACCACCUCGGCCAGCAGCAGCAGGCUACCCACACCCUUCACCACACACUCCCCACCUACAGGGAGCAGUCCCUUCUCUUCCACAGGUCCUAUGACUGCAACAUCCUUCCAGACCACCACUACCUAUCCAACCCCAUCACACCCUCAGACCACACUUCCCACUCACGUUCCACCUUUCUCCACCUCCUUGGUGACUCCAAGUACUCACACAGUCAUCAUCACUACCCACACACAGAUGGCCACUUCUGCCUCCAUCCACUCAACGCCAACAGGCACCGUUCCUCCACCAACAACGCUCAAGGCCACAGGGUCCACCCACACAGCCCCACCAAUGACAGUGACCACCAGUGGGACCAGCCAAACCCACAGCUCAUUCAGCACAGCUACAGCCUCUUCUUCCUUCAUAUCCUCCUCGUCUUGGCUGCCUCAGAACUCUAGCUCAAGGCCACCGUCAUCACCUAUCACCACACAACUCCCCCACUUGAGUUCUGCAACCACUCCUGUUUCCACAACUAAUCAGCUGUCCUCCUCAUUUUCUCCCAGUCCUUCUGCCCCCUCUACUGUUUCUUCUUAUGUGCCCUCCUCCCACUCCUCUCCCCAGACUUCAUCGCCUUCUGUUGGCACAUCUUCCUCUUUCGUGUCCGCCCCCGUGCACUCCACAACCCUGAGCUCGGGGUCACACUCCUCAUUGUCCACUCAUCCCACGACUGCAUCAGUGUCUGCAUCUCCUCUUUUUCCUUCUUCUCCAGCUGCCUCUACUACCAUUAGGGCCACUCUCCCCCACACUAUCUCCUCUCCUUUCACCCUCUCUGCUCUACUCCCCAUAUCCACUGUUACCGUGUCUCCCACCCCAUCCAGCCACCUAGCCUCCAGCACCAUUGCAUUUCCGUCCACGCCCAGGACCACGGCCAGCACCCACACCGCCCCUGCCUUCUCCUCUCAGUCCACCACCUCGCGGUCCACUUCUCUCACCACCCGAGUUCCCACAUCAGGCUUUGUGUCACUCACCUCGGGGGUGACGGGUAUCCCCACCUCUCCAGUCACCAACCUUACCACCAGGCACCCUGGUCCCACCUUGUCGCCUACCACACGGUUCCUGACCAGCUCCCUCACUGCCCAUGGAAGCACCCCUGCUUCUGCCCCGGUAUCUUCUCUCGGGACACCUACGCCCACCUCACCCGGGGUCUGCAGUGUGCGGGAGCAGCAGGAGGAGAUCACGUUCAAGGGGUGCAUGGCGAACGUGACGGUAACCCGCUGUGAGGGCGCCUGCAUUUCCGCUGCCAGCUUCAACAUCAUCACCCAGCAGGUGGAUGCCCGCUGCAGCUGCUGCCGCCCCCUCCACUCCUAUGAGCAGCAGCUGGAGCUGCCCUGCCCCGAUCCCAGCACGCCUGGCCGGCGGCUCGUACUCACCCUGCAGGUGUUCAGCCACUGCGUGUGCAGCUCUGUGGCCUGUGGAGACUAGCAGGGUCGCUGCCUGCUCUCCUGGGGCUGAAGGACUGCAGAUGACAGACAGGAAAACACCCACCAGCCCCCUUCCCGCUUGUGCCAGCAGCUGCUUUCCUGGUCACCAGGCCUGGCCCCCAAGUGCCCUGGGCCGUGGCUCCCUGGGGCACCGGUUGGAGAGGGGCUGCCAAGCAGGGGCUCAGACUACCACACUCCUGCAGACCCUGAGCCAGCAGAGAGGGACUGAGGCGGACAGUGGUCACGGACCUCCCAGGCACACAGGGCACUCCCGACCACCCCUGCCCACUGUCCAACACCUCCCAGCCCCUGAACUUGGCCCCAGCCCUGCUGGGCCCAGAACCCUGCAGAUGAAGCCACAGAGCAGGCGCUCGACCAGACCCAUCAGGGGCGAGGAGGGCACGGAAACCUGUGCCGAGAUGGGGGCAAGAGGCCCAGGCAGCCACCAGCACAGAGAAGAGGAGAUCCCCAGAGUCAGGGAGGGCAGAGGGUGGCAGCGAGGGCAGGGCAGCCGCCCCCGCUCCCAGCCAGGCAGAAGGCCCCCACCAGCACCACACCCAUCCCCAGCAGCCUGUCCUUGGGAGAGGGCGUCACCCGGUCAGAGACUCCAAAUAAACCGGUUCUUGUCAAGGCA